Magnolia sinica is the source of this 2358-nucleotide messenger RNA. Its product is annotated as pentatricopeptide repeat-containing protein At1g63330-like. The record is from RefSeq and is a predicted model, not a curated record. Lineage: Eukaryota; Viridiplantae; Streptophyta; Magnoliopsida; Magnoliales; Magnoliaceae. Gene Ontology annotation, molecular function: protein binding. The transcript is spliced from 2 exons. Bases 1 to 1878 code for a protein of 625 amino acids.
AUGUCGUCGAGAAGAGCUGCCGCUGCCGCUGCCGCUGCUCAAAAGGGUAAAACUCUCUCCUCUCCAGCUUCUAUUGAAAUUACCAUUUCUGCCCUUGAUUCUAAAAUCAUAGAGAACAAGAUCCCUACUCCCGUCAAAUUCAACCAUUUGGUGAAUGAUUUAUUCAAUUCGAUUCGAGCCGGUGCUUUUGUGAGGUUAGAGGAUGCAGUGGGCCUCUUCAAUCGUAUGGUCUGCACGCAGCCGCUGCCUUCAAUCCUGACCUUUAAUCGCCUGUUAACUACUAUUGCUAGAAUGAAACACUAUUCGACCGUGAUUUCUUUGCAUCGAGAGAUGAAUUGGUUAGGGGUCCCAUCUGAUAUCUAUACAUGGAACAUUCUUCUCAAUUGUUCGUGCCGCUUGAAUGGUGUCGGUUUCGGUUUCACUGUUCUCAGCAACAUCCUGAAACGUGGCCAUGAGCCAAAUGCUGCGACUCUGGCUACUUUUAUUAAGGGGUUUUGUAUGGAAGGGCGGAUUGGGCAAGCGAGUAGUUUCUUUCUGAAGACGGUAGAAAUGGGAUAUCCUUAUAAUGUGGUGUCGUUCGGGAUACUAAUCGACAGUCUUUGCAAGUCGGGGAACAAUGCAAUGGCUCUUGGGUUGCUUCGGAAAAUGGAGAAGGGAGCAGGUAAAUGUAGUCCUGACAUUGUUGUUUAUAACACAAUCAUCGACAGUCUAUGCAAAGAUGGGCUUACAAAGGAGGCCCUUAAACUCUUCUCAGAAAUGGUUGGUAAAGGGAUUUUGCCGGAUGUUUGUACUUACAAUUCUUUAAUUCAUGGACUAUGCAAUUUAGGGCAAUGGAAAGAAGCAAUGAGUUUGUUCGAGGAAAUGUUGAAUCGAGGAAUCUCUCCUAAUGUGACAACCUUCAACAUACUGGUGAAUGCUCUUUGCAAAGAAGGAGUGGUUAAAGAAGCCCAUGGAUUACUAGAAUUGAUGACUCAGAGAGGUGUGGAGCCUGAUGUAAUCACAUACAAUAUGGUAGAUAAGGCUAUGCAGCUUUUCCGAGAAAUGCCUUGCAAGGGAUUGAAGCCCGAUGUUGUUACUUAUAAUUCUUUAAUUCACGGACUAUGCAAUUUAGGGCAAUGGAAAGAAGCAAUGAGUCUGUUCGAGGAAAUGUCGAAUCGAGGAAUCUCUCCUAAUGUGACAACCUUCAACAUACUGGUGAAUGCUCUUUGCGAAGGAGUGGUUAAAGAAGCCUAUGGAUUACUAGAAUUGAUGACUCAGAGAGGUGUGGAGCCUGAUGUAAUCACAUACAGUGCAUUGAUGAAUGGCUACUGUUUUAUUGGCGAAAUGGAUGCUGCCUUAAAAAUAUUUGAUUACAUGGUGUGUAAAGGGCAUAACCCUUGUGUUGUGACUUACACCAUGUCAAUCAACGGCUAUUGUAAGAAUCAGAUGGUAGACAAGGCUAUGCAGCUUUUCCGAGAAAUGCCUUGCAAGGGAUUGAAGCCCGAUGUUGUUACUUACAACACUCUUAUAGAUGGGCUGUACCGGGUACGGAGAAUUGUGGCUGCACAAGAGCUCUUCAAUGAGAUGCAAGCUCAUGGACAAUGUCCAAAUCUCUUCACAUACACCAUUUUGAUGGAUGGGCUGUGUAAAAGUGAGUGUCCUGUCGAGGCAAUGAAAUUACUUAAUGAGAUGCAAAUUAGAGGAAUUGAACUAAAUAAUGAAGUUAUUGGUGUCCUUAUCAAUGGGAUGUGCGAAGCUAGGAAACUUAAAUAUGCGAAGGAGAUUUUCAGUUGGGCCUCCACCAAGGGCUUGGGGAAUAAUGUUAAGACAUAUAACACACUAAUCAAUGGCCUUUGUAAAGAAGGGCUUUUGGAGGAAGCUAAUGGAUUAUUCUUAUAAAUGGAAGAGAAGGGUUUCCAACCAGACAGUGUCACCUUCAAUGCUUUAAUUAGGGGCUUUCUACAAAAGAAUGAGACCCUCAAGGCAAUGCAACUUCUCGGGGAAAUGGCUAAAAGACAUUUUUCUGCGGAUGCAUCCACCGCAACUAUGUUAGUGGGCUUGCUCACAGAGGACGAAAAAGGUCAAGAAUACCUGAGAAUGCUUCAUAAAUUUGUGCCCCAGGGCGAAGGAGAGGUGAUUUGGUGAACAUUGAUUCAACAUCAACUCUCUCUCUCUCUCUCUCUCUCUCUCUCUCAAGUUGUAACAGCCCAUACCAUAAUUGUAACAAUAGUAUCUGUUCUGACCACUGUUACUGUUAGGGAAUACCUUGCUUGUAAGAGGUUGAUACACAUUCAACUCCUCCCAUGUUCCUCUGAGUUCCUGUAAUAUUCACCUAGCAAUUUAUCUCCUUGUUGGAAAGAAAAAAACCUCUUCAAAUAA